UUAUCACAUCCAUCCGUCCAUUUGCGGCGCCCCCAACGUCGCAAACAUCUCCGAAGGAUCCGCCGAAACGCGCAAACCGGCGCCGCGAAGUUCGGCCGUCGAAACGCCAUGGCGGCCGUGCGCCCGCCAGAGGUCUCGCUUUACACAAUGCAGAUGAUCCCUGAGACAGAGACAUGGAAAAGUCAUGGAAAAGCGUUUUUUUUUCGACGCGUUGAUCAUUUCGUCAACGCGGCUCACAUGAUGCUGCAAUUCGGCGGUUUUGCAUUGCUACAAGCAAAGCAGUUUUACCUCACCUACUUCCUCCAGAUUGUCUUGUACAUGAACUAUCUCCUUUCCUUUUUUGCGGUAAUCCUGAUUGUCAUCGAGAAUUACGCCUACAAAGCGGAGGAGGCAAAGAAGACAGAGGGCUGCUGCCCGUUUGCAGUGGCAUCUCCACAAGCGUGGCUGGUUGGCACUCAAGAGCCAACAGAUUGCGCAAAUCCAUCAGAGGUUGAGCUCACACCAUUCCAAAGACCCUGGAUUUUUAGCCCGCCUGAGAAGAGCGAUGGCUACUACAACCAAAGAACCAUGGCGAUGUGUUUGGUGCAAGCGCCUCAACAAGCAGCAAGCGGCAUUUUAUCGAAGUCAAGAAAGCAGUGGCAACAACAGGGAGAUUGGGAAGAUUGGGGCUAUUCACCAAGAAGGCGUGGGAGUGCCUCACAAUACCGAUCAACCGAAUCGCCGCGCAAGCGGCCAAAAACUCCGAAGAAGAAGCAAGCCAAGGAAAGUUAUGGUGCACCGAUGUUGGAUCCACCAUGGCAACCUGCAGCUUCGACAGCAUUGCCGCCAACACCAGAACCUGCUGUGCCGACAGCAGAAGUGAUUCUGCUUCAACAGCUGGUGCAAGCCUUGGAGACUACCGACAACACAGUCUCCGACGAAGUGCAAACGGUUAUCAACAAAACCAAGAAAGUGCCAAUGAUGGAACCAUCGGUCUCAGCCAAGAGUGUGCGACAGGCCUUCGACAAAUUGGAGAAGAAAAGGAAAAGUCUGCAGCAGGCGCAGCAGGCAAGAGGCAAGCUUCAUCAGUCUUGGUUCAACUAUACCGAAGAAUCCGCAAAGAGAUGGCGUUCCUUUGCCGAGGACUUCGCAAAGAAGGAUCAAGAGCUGGAGAAGAGAGUCAUAGAAGCCAAAGAACUCGUACACGAGGCGAGGCAGAAAUACGAUGCAGCCAAGGAAGCCAACGACAAGCAAGACGCCGCACUCCUCGAUGCAGUGGAAGAGAUCUCAGAUGGCAUGGACGAGGACAACCCGGACAAGAUGGCAUCGUCGGAAGAGAUCCAAGCUGGGAUCCAAUCCAUGCUUACUACGCUAGAGGGCUUCAGACCACGGCCAGUGGAAGAAGCGGCGGAAGCGCAUCAGGCCAAAAAGCCAAGGCUCGACACUGUGGCAGAGGAGGUUUGUCUUAGGCAUAUGAAUUGCAGCUUUGAGCAAGCUGCAUACCCGGAAAAUCAGUGGACGCACUCCAUCCUUGACGAGCACACGUUUCUCAAUGAAUGGCGUGCGAACAUCAAUGGAAUCGACUUGGCUUUUGAAGUUUCGCAAAUGCUUGGGUCUAGCUUUGCAAAGACUCCCAUUCCCAAGUUGACCAUGCCGAAGAUCGCAAGCAGUUCUCAUGUGCAAUUUGCAGAGUCAGUUGAGCUCUAUGUGGGUCAUGAGCAUGAUUGGCAUCUACAAUUUUGGCGUCAUGAGAUCGAAGUUCCAGUUGAUCAUGCAGACAUUUUCCAUCCAUUGCAUUUUCCCUUGAGUGAUGAAACUUCCUUCAUGGCGACAACGCAGCAGCAUCGACCUCGAGCCUUUGGUCCUCACCCGCACGAACACCAUGACCUCAUGCAAGAUGUUGACAUUGGAAUAGAACCAGGAGAAGAGCUUCCACAUGAUGAUGAUAUGCCAGCUCCAUCGGAUGACGACAACAGUGUAACUGCAUCAGAUGAUCCAUCUGAGCGUCCGGACUGGUUUGCAACUUUGCUUUUUGCCAUUGACUUUCAGACAGUUCCUAUGAGGGUUGAUUGGAACGACUAUGAGUCAAUGCAUGCAGAGGCAGCACAUGAGCUGGGCAUACGCUGGUUUGACACGAUCAUUGACCAUCCACUAGUUCCGCUGAGACCAGAUGCUGAUGACACAGCACUGCUUCAGCAACAGUGGUACAUUCUACCACCCUUGCCGCAGCCACCAUGGACACUGAUCAAACAGAGAGAAUGCAGAAUCACUGCAACUGAUGCUGAGCCUUUUGAACAUUUUGAGGAAGAUCCAGAAGAUGUCUACAGGCAUUCCAUUCCAACAAGCACGCCAGAUCUACCUGGAGGCUUUGUGCCCAGACCGGGCCUUGAUGAGCAGCCAGAGUACAUCUACAAUCUCUUCGAACAACUUGAAGAACAUGGUGCAGUUGAGGUUGAAGAAGAAGGCCAAGUACUCUAUGUGAUUACAUGGAUGUUACAUGAUCCCGAUUUUUCAGUAUGUCGUGACUACCGCACAGUCAGACUGACUUCGGACUUUCAGCAUUGGCAACAACAGCUCCUCACUGCAUGGCGUGACCAACUUGUAGAAGAAAUACCAGUAAAUUUCUAUCUUGUCUUUCCUCAACCGCCAACCACACGAAUGCAACCAGAAGUACUGCCACAUGUGAUCUUGGUGCAAAGGUAUCCUGAAAAUCACAGGGUAGCAGUCAUUACGCAGAUUGACACUAGAAAUCCAAGCGAUCAUUUCAAGCAUGUGGCGCUUUUCAUGCCGGCCAUCACUGGCAAAUUUGACAUUGUUGCUGCAGUUGGAGAAGUUGAUCGAUGUUAUCCAUUCGUCUCUGACCUACAAUGCAUGACAUGGCACGGUGAACAGCAGAUUUAUGAAGGUGGGCACAUUGCCACACAUCAUGGCAUUUCCUUCCUCAUCAUCCUUCAAGACCUUGGGACCACAGGAACUGAAGUAUGGAAUGAAAGCGAAACCGAUGCCACAAAUCUCAUGCAGAGUUUCGGAGCCAGCAGCAGUAGACAGAAUGAAACGCCACAAGAUGGACCAUCGCUUGAUCCCUCUGCACCGAUUUUUCAGCCGGGCAGACCGAUUAUCAGUGCUAUGAAUGAGUUCAUCCAAGAUCUUUACCACCAAGGCAGGCAAUGUGACACCACUCAAGAUGAUUGGUCCUUGCUUGUUGAAACUUGGUUUGUUGAUCACGCCAACGGCAGAUUGCACUGCACUGAGCCCAGAAAGGUUCGACUUCUGGAAGACUAUACGCAGUGGGAGCAUUGGCUUGCACAAAGGUGGCAUGAUCUCAGAAUAGAUUCCUUGGACCUGGAGUUCAAUCUUGUAUCACCACACCCUGAUGAAGCACAUCAUGAAGUGAAAGCGCAUAUCAUCCUGAUCCAAGCUCCACACCCACAGCUUGUCACCAACUUGCUAACAGUCUAUGAUGACAGCGCAGCUCUACCGCAUUUCAGACUGCGCAAUGCCAUCACUACGCAUGAACAUCUGCGUAUUGAGCACUUGGCGCAAGGUAUUGGGAUGUAUCAACAAUGCUUUCAUGAACCCAGAGUCAAUGAAUGCCAAGCAUGGUGUGGACCUCACCAGUUAUUUCCAGGACGUCCAUUUGCUGCACGCUCCGGAUAUGCAAUACAAAUGCAAAUCAGACAGAGACACAGGCAGCAGGAAGGAAUGAUGCUACUGCAGCUUGACAAGCUCAUCAGUAAUAACCGUGAGCGCCAAACACGUGGGCAGGUGGCUCACACCCACGGGCCACGGGAACAAGAAGAAGAUGACGAAGUAGCUGAAGUUUCUUUCACAAGAAUCCUGGACCUGCAGCAUUCAGGACAGCUACCAUCCAUCAUUGAAGUAGCAGGACUUGCAACCCCUGCUAGUGUCGCUGCGGAGUUGAAAGCAUGGGGUCAUGACACUGAUGCGAUCGAUUGCUGGCCGCAGCAAGUUUUUGCCUGCAACCUACCGAAAGAUGAUGACUGUCGUUUGCAGCAUUACCUCUUUUGCCGAAGUGAGGUAUAUGACGACAUAGAAGUCUUUGUACACACGCAGAUUGGAGACAUGCCUGACCAAGCCAUCCUGACGUUUCUGUGUCAACUGGACUUUCCACGAGCAGUCACCAUCACAAAGGAAACAAUACGCACCCAAUGGUGCAAGAUCGUUUUCAGUCACCAAGAGCCCCAACAUGCGAAGCCACAGGUGAAGAGCCCAGGAUUGUGGCCUCCGCCUUUUUCGGUUAGAAAACCAGGAGGGGCUCCCUUGAUGAACCUUUCUCAAGUUCAUGAACUGCAAGGUCGUUGUAUCAUGAAAACGCUGCUAUGCCAAAGCGAUGUGCAAGACCUCUUCGCAUCUGGAGAUGAUAUUUUGUGCCGUGAUUUCACAUGCUUUGAGUUGCCAGAUCACAUCAAGCCUGCCUUCGAGCACUACAACUCGGAGGACACCAUGCCAGCAUUGGAGACCUUUGAUCGCAUCCUGAUUUUCACAGAUGGAACAUCUGCACCAGAAGCCAAACGUCUGCCUCCAGACAGAGCGGAUGAACUUGGAAAACCUGAUGCAUGGGCUUUCUUAGUCAUUGGCGAGCAUGUCCAUGAGGGACAGCACAGCUUUCAACCUCUAGGAUGGACAGCGCAAGUAGUCAGGUAUGACGACAAAGGCACACACUACAAUGGAGUCACAAGGAUUGGGUCAGAUCUGGCCGAGCGCAGUGCUCUCACUUGGGCUGCUUUCUGGCGCCUCUCACAGAAUGUCUCUGUAGAGACCAUCUUUUGUAUUGAUUCUGCAGUGACGGGAGGACAAGCUUUUGGAGAACUUGGUGCUGCAUAUGCGGACGAGUCUUUUCGUUUGCAAAGAGGACUUAUUCAAGCCCUUGAAGCUGCACUACCACCAGAACAUCUCCACUGGCAUCAUGUGAGAUCGCACACGGGCCUCAUUUUCAAUGAGUUUGUUGACCUUGCGGCCAAACGUGAAGCUGUGCAAAGCUUUCACCACCCACGCCAAAAGUUGUCAAUGCAGAGAUGGAAAGACAUCAUCCCACAUUUGUGGUUGACAUUUGCAGGUCCACGGUGGGGCAUGCCACAUUGGAAGAAUGGUGGUUUUGAAAUUCCUCCACCUCGUUUGCCUCCGCAACAACCACGACAAGAGGAACACCCUCGCAGAUUGAUCCAGCACAAGCACAUCAAGUUUGCAAUUAGUCUGGCCACAGCAAAUGUUCAAUCGCUGUCACGACACCCAGAUGGACAUGCCAGAAAACUCCACUUUCUGCAGCGUCAAAUGAAGGAGUUCAGAUUGAACUGCAUUGGUGUCCAAGAAGCUCGCACAGAACAAGGAGUUGCUUGCAGCAACAACAUCCUGAGACUAUGCUCUGGACAUCACCAACACCAACUUGGCGUUGAAUUGUGGAUUGAUCUUGAUUUGCCCAUUGGUCAUGACACGAAGCGGCGACCAUGCAUGCUUCAAAGAGCUGAUGUUCAAGUCACACAUGCCGACCCACGAAGGCUCUUUGCCAGAAUUGAGAAUGCCGCAUGGACAGCAUUGGUUGGUGUCCUUCACGCACCGCAUAGUGGUUUUUCAAUGGCAGUGCGUGAGGAAUGGUGGCACGAAACACAAUUGAUCAUAGAUCAAUGCAAGACAGCUGACCCCCUCUUCAUAUUGAUGGAUGCGAACGCACCUCCAGGUGAAGCAGACGGGCAAAUUGUUUUGCGCAAAGGAUUUGACACCACCCAAAGCACAAAGUUUCUACGUGAAUUUCUGAACACCAACAACAUGUGCCUGCCAGCGACUAGCCAGUGCCAUGAUGGUGAGCAGGGAACAUGGCUUGAUCUUCGCGGAGAAAAACUGCAUUGCAUUGACCAUGUAGCCAUUCCUUCCUCAUGGCUUCCUUGUGCCACUCAUUCACAAGUUCUCCAAGAAUUUGAUCUUGCGACAGUGAAAGACGACCACCGCUUGGUUGCGCUCCAACUGCAAUGGAGUGACAUUGUUGAGAUCGUGAAGAUACAGGGCAAUGCGAGGAAAGCUGUUGACAUCGAUUUCAAGAGAGUUGAUCUCACGGAGAUGAUCAAGAGCUACCAGCCAGCCCUAUGGGAGACUGACAUUGAGCAGCAUACUGAAGCCUUCAAUCAGCACUUGCACCUCACCAUGCAAUUGGGUGACCAGACCCAUGACCACAAGAUCAAGAAGCACUACAUCGAUGAAGAGAUUUGGGCUACACGAAAGUGCAAACUGCAACAUCGGGCCACAUUGAAAGCACUGAAGAUGCGUAUCAUGCGGGAUCUGCUCCGCAAAUGCUUCCAUGGAUGGCACGAUGGGGAACCAAGGCUGACGCUGAUGGAGUUGGCUACACAGCUUUACAGGGCCGACAAACCCGAAGAAACUGAAGCAGAAGACCUGAUGGAAUUCCUGGGGCGCUUUGCCAUUUUCAGCCGGCCUCCAUUGCAAAAGCGAGUGCUUUUCCUUGAUCUUACCGAAGCAUUUUAUCGCAUCAUGAGGCAAAUCACCAUUGGUGGCUCACCGACCGACGAAUUGAUAGCUCACGUGAUGCGACGUUUAGACCUUCCUCCUACUGCUUUGCAUGACAUCAGAGAAAUGCUGACGCAGCCCUCAGCGAUUCAGCAAGCUGGUCUCAGUGCAGCAGCACAGCGAUGUAUCCAGUCCAUACAUACAGGUACAUUUUUCUGGUUAGCGGGACAACAUGACGCAGCCAAAACCAGCAUGGGCACCAGGCCCGGUGACUGCUUUGCUGACGUAGUGUUCGGCUAUGCAUGGAGUGUUGUGCUCAAGAAAGUCGAAACAUACAUGGUGGAACGAAAUUUGACCGACAAAUUGCCGGCUGCCACUGCACCCACAUUCUUUGCAACUGCACACACAGAAAUGCACUGUGAACAGCCAGAAUAUGUCUUUAUCGGUCCUACGUGGAUGGACGAUGUGGCACUAUGUGUGGAGGGUAGUAGCCCGCAACAGCUUGAGAGCAGAAUGGGCAGUGUGGCCAGCUUUCUCUUGGACUCAUGCAAACAACAUAUGAUGACACCAAAUCUUGCUCGUGGCAAAACUGAAUUGCUCAUGGUAUUCAGAGGCGCAGGAUCGAGAAGAUUCACUACCAAGCACUAUGGCCCUGCAGCAUCAGAGACCUUCCCAGUGCUUUGUGAUGAGGGAGUGCAUCAUAUUCAAAUUGUGAAAAGGUACCGCCACUUGGGCGGUUGGCUGCAUCACAAGCCUGAUCAGCGUGUCGAGAUCAGGCAAAAGGGGGCUUUAGCUCAUGAAGCCUUCAGCAGACACCGAAAGGUCCUUUUUGUGAAUCAGCAGCUGCCUUUGUCCAAGCGAGCAGAACUGUUCACUACGUUAGUUUUGACCAAGAUGCUCUAUGGUGCAGACUCGUGGACAAUGUCCACCAAUAAGGACAAGGAGAAGCUACAUGCAGUGAUCAUGAGAUUGUACAAGCGACUCAUUUGCUGGACACCUGACAUGGACAUGAGUGAUGAAAUGAUCAUUGUUCAGACAGGCCUUCCAAGUCCUACAGAGCUUUUGCGACGUGCUCGCUUGCGCUAUCUUCUUGUCCUACUCAACUGUGAUAUACAGCGAUUGAUCAGCAGCAACAUGCGCUGCCUGACCGUGCCGGGAACGGGGUCAGAUGCGGAUAGACACAGAGAAGAAGUCCACGAUUUUAUGCUGCCACCUUUGAAAGGAGAAGGACCGCAUCUUCCUCAUGCACAUCCUCGUGAAGAUCCAUGCAUUGAUGAUGCGUUGUUUCUACAUCUUGUUGAGAUUAUUGACGAGAGGCUUUCACUCUCACAACUUCGAGAAUCUCUCUGCGAGUAUGUGAAGGUUCAUCCUAUGUCAUGGACUAUGUGGAAGACGACCCUCCGGUUCUUCAUGGACACUUUUGAAGAUGACGACGCAGCGUUCUUUCAGUAUGACCUCAUGGAACUUCGUGCAUUCUUUGAGCGACUCAUGCGCACCUCAACGUGGUCCUUCCUUCACGUGGAUGGUCUUGCUGUGGAGGAGCACCAGACCAAGACGAUUGAAGCAUGUCAUGAGCAAUGUCAAUGGUUUUUGGAACAUGCUGGAGUUUUUGAAACUCGCGUGCCACAGACCUUUGGGAGACAUCGAUAUGUCCUACAUGCCUUCAGUGGAAGACGCCGAGUAGGGGAUCUACAGUUUUUCCUUGAAAGGGCUGCAGAAGGAGACAUGCCAUAUGUGCUUCAUAUCAUUUCACUUGACAUCAUUGUGGACAAGAACUGGGGCAACAUGGCGAAGGCGGAGACAAGGAAAUUUUGGUUGGAAGCAAUUCGGUCUCGCUGGGUGAUCGCUUUCAUAGGCGGUCGCCCCUGCGAAACUUGGUCGCGGGUCCGCUCAGUCAGCGAUGGUACGACAAGUUUGCAUGGGCCCCGUGUAUUACGCGAUGGCGAUUUCCUCUGGGGCUACGAGAGUGUUGGGCUCAAGGAGAUCCAACAACUCCUUGUUGGUAAUACCUUGCUUGGAUUCUCAAUGGAAGCCAUGACUGAGAUUGCGGGGGUUGACGGUAUGCGCAUCCUCGAACACCCUGCAGAACCUCUUCCUUCGUCAGCCUCAAUUUGGAGAUUACCGUUGAUGAAAUGGAUUUUGAGUCUCCCGGAGCUCAAAAACUUCGGUUCUCUCAAGGGCUCAUGGGAGCACCAUCGCCGAAACCUACGGAUCUUCUCCUCAUCAACAUGA
This is a messenger RNA of Cladocopium goreaui, 8688 nucleotides long. Lineage: Eukaryota; Dinophyceae; Suessiales; Symbiodiniaceae. The record is from the annotation of a GenBank genome assembly.